GCAGGGUUUGACUGACAAGAGGAUGUAGUCUUUGCUGAGAGCACUUUCUUUAAGGUCCUUUUUAGUCUUCAGGAACAUUUAAGUAGAUGAAUGAAGAGAGGAUUUAAGCUAGUUUCCCUGCAUUUUUGUUAACUUUGCCUGUUUUUUUUGUAACUUUUAUCUUCCGCAACAAAAUCUUUUCAGCUCAUCGGGCUUACUGAAUAUAUAAUCGCAAGCUGAUUCCAGCCUAUGGAGAAGUGCACAUAAGAAUAGGAUAAAUAUGGCUUUUAAGGGCGAGGACCACUUAGAUUCCCUUCCGUUACCGGUUCAGCGCAUGCAUUUAAUUCAAGUGGACUCUGUUCAGCGAUGGAUGGAAGAUUUGAAGUUGAUGACAGACUGUGAAUGUAUGUGUAUUCUCCAGUCCAAGCCAAUCAGCAUUGAGAAGGAUGAACAAAAUGAACUUCUCCUUUCCUCACAAUAUAGCACAUGUGAUAACUUACAGCUGAUAUUAAAAAGGGCUUGGAUCAUAAGCACAGAAUUGACCAGAAUUGCUCAAAAGCUGGAGAAGAAUAGAUGGCAGAGAGUCCACAGCAUGACAGUAAGAGUCAACUGCCAUGUACGUUCAAUGAUAAAUGAAUACAAUACAUUCACUAUGAAUUCUUCAGAAGAAAUGCACCAGUUUGAAAAACUCUUAAUAGACAAGUGUUCAGAAUUUACAGCAUUCACAGAAAGGUGCAUACAAACUGAAGAUGAACAAGCACUGAAGUCCAUGAAAUCUUGUAUUAAUGAAACACUCACCACUGUUGCUCAGUAUUUUGGCCAGUUAAUAGAGCUGGUUUUAGCACAUGAGGCACAGAACCUGCUGAGACAAAUAGAAUUGUCGGAUAGCGUGUACAUCACUGAGUCAGCGAUUAGUAGUUUAUUCAGCCUUACCCAGGAAGGUGCUCAUCUGUGCCGUAUUAUAGCUAAGGAAGGAGGUGUCGUCACCCUCUUUAAGAUCUGUCGCCAGGAUUGUUUCAGGUGCCUUUAUCCCCAGACACUGAGAACGUUGGCAUCCAUUUGCUGUGUAGAGGAAGGGAUGCACCAGCUGGAAAAGGUUGAUGGGAUACUGUGCCUGGCCGACAUUCUUACUGAUAACACCCAUUCUGAAGCUACUCAUGCAGAAGCCGCGGCAGUAAUUGCACAGAUCACAUCUCCACAUCUCACAUUCACUCAGCAUCUGAGCAGCUUUCUGGAAAAUAUGGAAGAAAUUGUAACAGCACUUGUCAAACUGUGCCAAGAAGCCUCGUCUGGUGAAGUUUUCCUGCUGGCUUCAGCAGCUCUUGCCAACAUUACUUUCUUUGAUAACAUGGCUUGUGAAAUAUUACUCCAGUUAAAUGCAAUGAAGAUUCUUCUAGCAGCAUGUUCAGACAAACACAUAGUGGAUACACCAUAUUCCCGAGAUCAGGUGAUAACAAUAUUGGCAAACAUGUCUGUCUUGGACCAGUGUGCUUCAGAAAUCAUUCAAGGAAAUGGUGUUCAGCUUUUAAUAGAAAUGCUCUUUGAAAGAUCAUCUUCGGGAAAUUCAGCUGAAGUUGCUGCUUGUGAGCGAGUCCAACAGAAAUCUGCAGUUACGCUGGCCCGGCUCAGCCGAGAUCCUGAAGUGGCAGAUGCAGCCGUAAAACUCAGCUGUAUUCCUCGCCUAAUCAAACUUUGCAGAUCUCCCACUGAAAGAAAUAACAGUGAUUCUGUUUUAGUGGCAUGUCUGGCAGCCUUACGGAGACUAGCAGUUAUAAGUCCUGAUGGACUUGAAGAUUCAGAUUUUCAGCAACUAGUAAAGCCCAGACUUGUGGAUUCCUUUCUGCUAUGCACAAAUAUGGAAGAGAGCUUUGUAUAAAUGUGAGCCAAAAACCUUUGAAAAAUAAUCAAGAUGAAAGGGAGAAGAAUCAGUGUGUUCUUCAGAAAACUUCAGACAAAGCAUAGGUAUAAUAGUCUACUUCCAGGUAUUGGUACUUUUACAAGCAGAUUUGAUAACUGAGAGUUUACAAAUUGAUCGGUCCACUGCCAAUAAUCACUGAAUCAAAGUAAUAAAGGAAAACCACUAGAUCGACAGAGAAAACACGGGGAAACCAGAGAUUUUUCUCUUUCCUUUUUGACAGCCAAUCAAUGACUUUGUUUUAAUAAUUCAACUGUGCCUUGAACUCAAUGGAACCUAUGGGAAACCAGUGGCAAACAAACAAAAAAUGUAGUAGGUAAUUUUACUAAUUUGCUUUAGAGAGAAAACAAAAAGGAUAAAAAGGCUUAAAUGGUGUGAAAAAGGUGUGUCUAGCCCGGUACCUUUUCCAUCACUGUUGUGAUCACCUGUGUCACAAAUGUCUAAAUGAAAGGUACACCGUUUGUAUUCUUUUCUUCAAGCUUUCUGCAUAUUGCCACUGUCUUUUAAUGACCUUUUGUCCAUGUCCUCCACAAUCUUUAGAAUGUGACCUAACGAUGCACACAUCUUCAAAGUAACUUACUGAUUUUGGUAAAUAAUUAUGGAAUGGGCCCAAAUGAUCUAGGGGAGCCAUCUUUGAAGCCAUGGUAAGUCAAUGUGCCUGCACUGCAGUAAAGAAAAGCCAGAGCUAAUGCUUAGGUUUCAAGAUUCUUGCUAGAAUUAGAACUGUAGAGGUCUAACACAUAAAAUUAAACAAAAUCUCGCAAUAUGAAGCUGAUUAUAAGUGACUUAUAAAAUUUCAUUAUAAACAUGAACAUUUAUGGGGUAUACUUUGUACAUUAAGUGAAGUGCUUGUUUAUACAUGCUGGCUUCCAUUUCCAAAGAUAAAAUGACUUUUGUCAUGGCUCUUUACUUUUGUACUGCUUAAGUAUUAAAAAGGCCACACUUUUUUUCAGAGCCGUAAUUAUUACAAAUUAGUGAUUUCAAAAGUUUACCCUGUCUUUAGGGAUGGAUAAACACGGAAGUGACUAAAUACCAUGAAGCCAAUCAUCUACACUUGUGUCUCAUCCUUAAAAGAGCAAAACUUUAUGGAAUGAGAUAGAGUAAUUAUUGGUUUAGAACAUCUGGAGUAGAAGUAAUCUACUGUGCUUUACUCUAGAGGAGAAUUCUCGUCUGUUUUAAAGUUCAGUUCUGCAAGUAUCAUCCAUAUCAGGAAUUUAGGCACUUUCUAUAGACCACAGAAAGAAAUGGACUAUUCUUUCUCUUUGAGGAUGACUGCCCAGGAUAUUAUACAUAAUACCAUGGAACUGCCUAUUUUUUUUUCCCCGAGUGGCCAUGGAAAACAGUGCCAAUGAUUUGUUUGGAGGAGCCGUCUAAAGACCUCAAUGUUCAGAUCUUGUGAGACGAAUCCCAGACUCAGUCUGGAGACAAAAGGAAGGCACUUUUUCAGCUGUGGUUUUAUGUGUUGUUCAUGUACCAAACACAAUUCCCACCAAACCAGAAAUUUUUGCAAUGUCAGACUCUCUGUUUGAAAUGACUAACUGAGACAUUAUCUUCUCGUUUGGUGUACACUAGAUGGUGGGUCCUUUUUGGCAGUGUUGUAAAACAAGGAAUAGCUGUACUAACUCAUCAAACUCAGAAUAUUAUACCAGAUUAUACACUGUUAUUAGAGAAAAAUCUCUUGUAUUUAAAGAGAGCGGUAAAGAAAACAUGUCACAGGACACUAACUCAGAGUGGUCUCCAAAGUGAGCUAUCCGGGACAAUAUGUGGAAUACCAUUGAGCUCGUAAAUAGCAUUGCACAUGUCAGGAAAGCUACUGCUCACCAGAAAAGAAGAAAAUACGACUCCAAGCCUGCAUCCCUUCUUUCCCCAAAAGUAGUAAGCUGAGCUAUAAGGAGAAAAAAAUUCCUCUUACAUUUCUAACUUUGUUUUAGAAUGGUGUUGUAUGGUUAUUAUCUUGUUUUUACCUGUGAAGUUGUCAUCUUUGGCUUUACUUGUAUUAAAGUUUUCAUUAUAA
Messenger RNA from Columba livia (rock pigeon), 3908 nucleotides. It is a transcript of the gene INSC, whose product is annotated as INSC spindle orientation adaptor protein. Gene Ontology annotation, molecular function: protein binding; cytoskeletal adaptor activity. The record is from RefSeq and is a predicted model, not a curated record. The transcript has 14 exons. The coding region runs from base 260 to 1855 and encodes 531 amino acids. NCBI's taxonomy places the organism in Eukaryota, Metazoa, Chordata, Aves, Columbiformes, Columbidae. Gene Ontology annotation, biological process: regulation of asymmetric cell division; asymmetric cell division; establishment of mitotic spindle orientation. Gene Ontology annotation, cellular component: apical cortex.